Messenger RNA from Syngnathus acus (greater pipefish), 3697 nucleotides. It is a transcript of the gene prkcha, whose product is annotated as protein kinase C, eta, a. Gene Ontology annotation, biological process: protein phosphorylation. NCBI's taxonomy places the organism in Eukaryota, Metazoa, Chordata, Actinopteri, Syngnathiformes, Syngnathidae. The transcript has 13 exons. Gene Ontology annotation, molecular function: ATP binding; diacylglycerol-dependent serine/threonine kinase activity. Bases 244 to 2355 code for a protein of 703 amino acids. The record is from RefSeq and is a predicted model, not a curated record.
UUUUUCGGGGUAGAGUUAUGCGGAACUUGUAAGUCCCGGUCGGCGUGUAUUUGUUGUGGUUUUCUUUGUGUUGAGGACUCAGCCCACUCGAGAGUCAAAGCAAAAGGAAGGCGGAUGUCAAGUGUCUAAACAACAAGUGCACUCAGCAUGGACACAUCGGCUUUUCGCCCGUAUACCUCCUUUAAGACCUUCUAUUGACUUCGUUCUUUCCCUUGAGAUUUGUAACAGUCUCUAGUGGCAAGCAUGAAGUUUUACGGCCACAUCCAGCUCCGCAUCGGGGAGGCGGUGGACCUGAAACCGACCACAGUUUCCCGGCGUCACUCCAGGAUUUUCAUGAAAAGCGCUUCGACGACAUUGGACCCAUACAUUGUCCUCAAGGUGGACGAUGUCAAAGUGGGUCAAACUCGCACCAAACAGAAAACCAAUUCGCCGACGUACAAUGAGGACUUUUCCUUCUCCGUGCGAGACGCACAACACGUCGAACUUGCUGUCUUCAACGAUACACCGAUCGGAUACGAUGACUUUGUGGCCAACUGCACCAUCCGCUUUGGGGACCUCACGAAGACAGCCAACACGGGCGAGUUCUUCGAGGGAUGGAAGGACUUGGAACCCGAAGGCAACAUUUACGUCUGUAUUAAGCUUAACGGAUCUUACAUAGAUGACGAGGCCAUCGUGGAGGUAAAAAAUCACCAGGAGUUUACCAGGAAGCGUCAGGGGGCUGUAAGGCGGAAAGUCCAUCAGGUCAACGGGCACAAGUUCAUGGCCACUUACCUUCGCCAGCCCACCUUCUGUUUUCACUGCAAAGACUUCAUCUGGGGUGUUUUUGGAAAGCAGGGCUACCAGUGCCAAGUAUGUACAUGUGUGGUUCACAAACGCUGCCACGAACAUGUUGUCACCGCAUGUCCACUCAUGAAGCGGUCAGAGUCUGUAAGCCCGGGCUUCAGCAUCAACGUCCCUCACCAAUUCAGGAUCCACAACUACAAGUCACCUACUUUCUGCAACCAUUGCGGAUCGUUACUGUGGGGAUUUAUCCGGCAGGGCCUACAAUGCAAAAUCUGUAAACUAAAUGUUCACAUUCGAUGCGAAAAGAACGUUGCGCAGAAUUGCGGCGUCGACACUGUGCAACUGGCCAAAAGGCUGGAAGAGAUGGGCAUACAUGCUGCAGAACUCGCCGAAAGAAACAUCCAAAGAGUAUGUACAUUUUCUAAAUCCAUUAACCAUAUAUUCUGCUUCAUCGUAGUGAGUUUUUCUUCUUCCCUUUUGCCUUUACAGUUCAGUUCAAGUAAAGUCAAAGAGCCUUCCAAAAGGAGGAAGAGUGUGAAAAAUCAACCAGAGAUCCCUCAAUAUGGCAUUUCCGACUUCACUUUCCUUCAAGUGCUCGGCAAGGGUAGCUUCGGAAAGGUCAUGCUUGCUAGACUCAACAACAAAGAUCGGGUUUUCGCAGUCAAGGUGCUGAAAAAAGACAUCAUCUUGCAGGACGAUGAUGUGGAGUGUACCAUGACUGAAAAGAGAGUGCUGUCACUAGCUACCUUUCACCCGUUUCUCACAAAACUAUACUGCUGCUUCCAGACUCAGGACCAUCUCUUCUUCGUGAUGGAGUUUGUAAAUGGUGGCGAUCUGAUGUUCCACAUUCAAAAGUCCAGAAGAUUUGAUGAGAAUCGGGCUUGUUUCUACACGGCGGAGAUCACGUCGGCUCUCAUGUUCCUGCAUGGCAAAGGCAUCAUCUAUCGGGAUCUAAAGCUGGAUAAUGUUCUCCUUGACAAGGAUGGCCAUUGUAAACUGGCAGACUUUGGCAUGUGCAAAGAAGGCAUCUAUGAAGGUGUCGGAGCGCGAACUUUCUGCGGUACCCCUGAUUACAUUGCCCCUGAGAUCCUUCAGGAGAUUGUGUACGGGGCCUCCGUUGAUUGGUGGGCGCUCGGGGUGCUCCUUUACGAAAUGCUGCAGGGCCACGCGCCCUUUGAGGCGGCAAAUGAAGACGAGCUGUUUGAGGCCAUCCUCAACGAAGAAGUUGCCUAUGCCCCUUGGCUCAGUGCCGAGUCAGUGGCUAUCCUCAAAGCUUUCCUGACCAAAAAUCCAGACAAACGCCUAGGUUGUGUGCAAUCAGAGGGUGGAGAAAUUGCUGUGACCAGCCAUGCCUUUUUCAGAAACAUUAGCUGGGAAAUGCUGAAUCGUAGAGCCAUAGAGCCACCAUUCAAGCCCAAGAUAAAAACUCCAGAAGACGUCAACAACUUUGACCCGGAUUUUACGAGGGAAGAGCCCACCCUCACGCCGAUCGAGGACUCGCCGAUGUCCAAUAUCAAUCAGGAUGAGUUUGAAGACUUUUCAUACACUUCACCCGAGUUGCUGGAAAACUAAGCUUCCUCGCCGGUCUGGUGAUCAACAUGCGGUUUCGAUCUUUGCCCUCGACAGUUCUCGGCCGUACAGUAUGACUGUUACAUUCCCCUCAGACGAGCACGAAGUCAAAUGACAUUUUGCUUGGAUUACAAUAUGGUAUGACAGACUUGUACAUGGUUUUUUUUCUUAAUUUUUUUGCCAAAAUGUAUGUAUGUCUUUUUUGUACUGUUUGAUGAGCUCACGUUGUUGUGGUAGUGUUUUGAUUCAGCAAAUUGGGCAGACUUCCUUUUUUUUUUUUUUUUUAAACUGGACUUCCAGCAAUUUCCCGACAAAUGGCCUUAGUUUUGUGCUAUCUUUUAUUUCCUGUGACACACAUAACUGGAAAAAAAAUCCCCUCAAACCACUCCCCUUGUCUAAAUAAAAGUAAAAUUUAUAUCGAUGUUUGAAGCUUAAAGCUAGCCCUAUACUUCAAUAAAAACAUGAAGGUAUUAUGUUGGUAAAGGCAGACUAAGACGGUGUAUGUGUUAUUCCAUCAGUCACAGUCGAGCAAAUUCCUGUCACCCAUCCAAACUUUACCGAGCAUGUUGAAGAUGAUGCAACAUUACAUUUGCUGUAAAAGCGCUUGUGAUUCAUUCUGACAACUAACUCCAAACUUUCUACAAUUUCAACAUGUCUGUUGACCUAGAAUGCACACCACUGGCAUUUGGCAACUACUUAAUUGUUUUGUAUGUCUUCUUCCUUUACCAUUGCAGUCAUCCAUUUGCUCUUAUCUGAAACUUUCUGUUUCCUUCCUCAAAAACACACUGAAAAUAAUAUUUGGCAGCCACUCAAUAUCCAGGAGCUCAUUUUCCGAACCAUUGAAUCAACCAAUUACGAGUAAUUUCUCAGUCGAAGCAUGGUAAAAACAUUUUAACUUCUCUGUUGCAGUCCUGGCCAAAAGCAACAAGCUAAUCAUCGCAUGAGUUUAGCAGGAACUUGCGUAAAAUAAACAGGAAACCACACUGCGUCAUUACCGUCGCUUUUAGGAAGACACGAGAGGAGUGAAUGAUGCUUUUUUUUGUGUGCUGCUUGAGAGUGUGCGCCUUGGUUACAAAACUAAUCUUUUAAACAACUUUCUUGUUCAAGGACAGACUCUUAAACAAUGCUGCUGUCCGUGAUGAACCUGGCCCUGAUAGGGAGUGCACCUCCCUUAAAAACAACUGUACUUCCUGUUCGCUUCAAGGAGGAAGCCUGCAUUUGUUUAUCUUUGACCCCCUACUGUGGCGCAAUUGUCUGGCUUUGUUCAGCAGCCUUACCUGCUUGUUGAGACAAGUGAGCACAUUUUGCACCAACCUGCAAUAUAAUAAAGAAAUGCCCGUCAGUA